Messenger RNA from Micromonas pusilla CCMP1545, 987 nucleotides. RefSeq names its product translocon-associated protein subunit alpha precursor. Gene Ontology annotation, cellular component: endoplasmic reticulum membrane; endoplasmic reticulum. The record is from RefSeq and is a predicted model, not a curated record. NCBI's taxonomy places the organism in Eukaryota, Viridiplantae, Chlorophyta, Mamiellophyceae, Mamiellales, Mamiellaceae. Bases 25 to 774 code for a protein of 249 amino acids. The transcript has 2 exons.
AUUGAAGUGAGAAGGUUGGACGCGAUGACGCAAUUUGCUAUUUCGAAGCUGAUCGUUCUUCUUGCAGUCUCUAGCUUUGCGGUUGCGAUCGAAGACGAAGUCGGCGCAACGACUCGUGGAUACUUGCUGACCGAUAUCCCAGAUUCAAACGAUGACAUCGACACGGUUUACGCAUUCCCUGUUUCUCGUGAAGGUGGUUUAACCUCUGGCGAAAGGCACACGAUACUUCUUGGGUUUCGGAACAGUGGCGUUUUGCCCGUGACCGUGUCUCAAAUUGCGGGCUCUUUGAACUCACUCAACCAGUUUUCUUUUUAUGUUCGAAACUUCACUGCAGUUGAUUAUAUGAGCUCUGUGGAACCUGGCAAGGAAGCAACUUUUGAGUACAGUUUCAUGCUUGAACCUGAACAUGCUGGUCACGUAUAUGCUUUAUGUUUCACGGUGUUCUUUCAUGAUGAUGCAGACACGUAUGCUACCACUUUCUUCAAUACCACAGUAGUUGUGCUUGACCCCAACACUGUAGUUGACGCUAAAUCUGUUUCCCUGUACACGUUCCUUGUGGUGCUUUUCUUGUACGGUGUCUACCUCAGUUUGAAGAUCACUUGUGCACUACCUGUGAUUGAAAGUUGUAUGAAAAGGAGUUUCAUCGGCGAUGGCGUGCGACAAGUCUUCGACAUAGGUACUGACCGUAGCCAACAGAACAACAAUACUGAGUGGUUGAAAGGAACGUCCUGGACCGAAUUCGGCAGCAAUAAUAAAAAACGGAAAGAUAAUUAAUUGAGGUAAUGCAAUGGAAACGGUGCCUAGGUUCCUAGUUUUGAGAUUGACGAGAUGUAUGUUUCUUCAUUUUACCUCUCCAUCGCUGUAUUUCUUGCUUGGGUGAGGUCAAAGCUUCGAAAAAAUAAUACUGUUUUGUAUAUGCCCUCUAUACAGUAAAGCAGGGGUGUGAAAUUAGUCUUACACAUCUAUGAACACAUACAUCACUAUAAG